UCUAUUUCCUCCUGGCUUGCUACUAGUUUACCUUCACUUGUUCAGCCUUCACUCUGAGAGGAGGAGGAGGAGGAUGGUAUGUGAUUGGCCAGGCGGGAACUGGUAGUCCGGAGGCUGGCAUUGUGCUCCGCGCUGAUCCCCGUGUUCUUGUUUACACCUUGCGGACGGGGAAGACACCCAUGGGCCCACAACAGACUCUGGAGUCCAGUCUGCAAUGAGCGCGGCUAUCUGACAGCAUCUCCCCGUCGUAGCCUACUUAUGUUGUAAGAUUGCAAACCAAGUUGUUUUUUUUUUCUCUGGGAAUCGGACUCUCCCGUCUAAUUGCAUCUCUCCAUUCAGAGCAACGAUGCGUCAAACUUUUUGGUGACUUUUGUGGCACCUCUGCUCUUAUGGCUCCCAGACAAGCCGGGUUUAAGUGGAGCUGGAAAUGAAAUCCACCAGGAAUACUGCCGACAAAUUGUUUCUUUAUAUUCACAUGGUGUGAUAUCUACGGACCUCUUCAAACUUUGAUGACGGGCGGAAAUUACACAUUUUCAGUCUUUCUCAGACACUCUCAAGCUGCUCGGUGAUGGAUGUGUUUUGAGCGUUGCAGCCUAUUUGCGUCAAAAGUAAAGAGUGAACUAUUUACCAAAACAACGAGGUCCAACAUCAUUUACUGGACUGGUUAGUAUUUUAUUCUCUCCUGAUAAAUAUUUCAGGAGCAAAGACUUCUUUGGAGAAAAGACAUUUGGUGUGUCAACAGCACGCUGUGUGCACUACCCGGGGCGUUUCGCAACGGCGUAGCCGGAAAAGAUGCUCUCUGCUCGGAUGCAGCGUGACCAAGGUCUCGGUCCUCUGGUGCUUCUGCUCCUGGUCGGAGGAUAUGUCGUGUCUGGCAGCGAGAGCAGCGACUACAGCGAGGCCGAGGUUCUCCCUGACUCCUUUCCGUCGGCACCAGCAGAACCUCUCCCAGAAUUCCUGCUCGAACCAGAGGACGCUUUCAUCGUAAAGAACCGGCCGGUCCAGCUACGCUGCCGGGCGUCACCAGCCACCCAGAUCUACUUCAAAUGCAACGGAGAAUGGGUCAAUCAAAAUGACCACAUCACCAGAGAGAGUCUCGACCAGAUCACAGGUCUGGUUUUGAGGGAGGUGGAUAUCUCAGUGUCAAGAACUCAGGUGGAGGAGCUGUUCGGGUUGGAGGACUACUGGUGCCAGUGUGUGGCCUGGAGCUCGGCUGGCACCACCAAGAGCAACCGUGCCUAUGUCCGCAUUGCAUACCUGAGGAAGAACUUUGAGCAGGAGCCGCUGGGAAGGGAGGUGCGACUCGAGCAGGAGGUGCUGCUGCAGUGUCGCCCCCCAGAGGGCAUGCCCGCUGCUGAGGUGGACUGGCUGAAGAAUGAGGACAUCAUAGAUCCAUCACAAGACUCUAACUUUCUGAUCACCAUUGACCAUGAUCUGAUAAUCAAACAGGCCAGGCUCUUGGACACUGCUAACUACACCUGUGUGGCUCGUAAUGUGGUGGCCAAAAGACGCAGCAGCACCGCUACUCUCAUUGUUUAUGUGAGCGGAGGAUGGUCCUCUUGGACUGAAUGGUCGGAGUGUAAUGCUCGGUGUGGGCGGGGCUGGCAGCGACGAACACGUAGCUGCACCAAUCCUGCCCCUCUUAAUGGAGGAGCCUUCUGUGAAGGCCCACCCUUCCAGAGAGUGACCUGCACCACACUGUGCCCAGUGGAUGGAGGCUGGACAGAGUGGGCAAAGUGGUCCGCCUGUGGGACAGAGUGCACCCACUGGCGCAGCCGCGAGUGCCAGGCCCCCCCACCCAGGAACGGAGGAAAGCACUGCAGCGGCAGCAUGAUGGAGAGUAAAAACUGUACUGAGGGGCUGUGUGCACGCAAUAAAAAGAUUUCUAUUGAACAUGCAAGCCAUCCGCUGGCUCCAGGUAUGGGUGUAGCAGUCUACGCUGGUCUGGUGGGGGCCUUGCUGCUGUGUGUGAUACUGGUGCUAUGUGUGGGUGUGCUGGCAUAUUGCCGCAGAUGCCGCCAUCUCCACGGAGACAUCACCGAUUCUUCGUCAGCUCUCACCGCUGCCUUCCACCCUGGCAACUACAAGCCUCCCAGACAGGAUAACCCUCACCCUCUGAAUCCCUCAGCUCCUCCGGAUCUGACAGCAACAGCGGGGGCCUUCCGUGGCCCUCUCUUCUCCCUGCAGCAGGGGGUCAAUGACAGCCCCCAUAAAAUCCCAAUGACCACCUCUCCCCUGCUGGACCCCCUGCCCAGUCUCAAAAUCAAGGUGUACAACUCCUCCACUCUUUCCUCUCUGGAGCUCCCCGCUGACAUGUGCAUGGUCGACGGGGAGAUCCUCAGCCUGAAGUCGGUGGGUACUGUGGGUAGAGAGCGAGAUUACCACAGCCACACCCUGUCCAGAGAGCCUGGGCUGAGCACCAGCGCCACCCUGGGAAAUCUGGGAGGACGCCUCACCAUCCCAAACACAGGUGUGAGUCUGUUGGUCCCACCUGGCACCAUCCCCCAGGGGAAGUUCUAUGAGAUGUACCUCAUCAUCAACAAGUGGGACAAAACAACGCUACCCUCUGAGGGCAGUCAGACCGUGCUAAGUCCUGUGGUGAGCUGUGGCCCAUCCGGCAUGCUGCUGAAUCGUCCUGUUGUCCUUACAUUGCCCCACUGUGCCCAGCUAGACACACCUACACCUGACUGGACACUCACACUCAAGACACAGACCCAUCAGGGCGCAUGGGAGGAGGUGCUGACAGUGGGAGAAGAGACUUUGUCAUCUCCGUGCUACCUGCAGCUGGAGGAGGAGUGUUGUCAUGUUCUCAUGGAGCAGCUGGGAACCUAUGGCCUGGUGGGCCAAUCCUGCCCUCCACAACCUGCCUGCAAGCGCCUGCAGCUGGCAUUGUUUGCCCCCCGAGCGCCCUGCCUCUCCCUGGACUACAGCCUCCGUAUUUACUGCAUCCACGACACUCCGCAUGCACUCAAGGAGGUGCUGGAUUUGGAAAGGAGUCUAGGUGGAGUCUUGCUGGAGGACCCCAAGCCACUGCUCUUCAAAGACAGCUACCACAACCUGCGUCUGUCCAUCCACGACAUUCCUCACACUCACUGGAGAAGCAAACUGCUGGCGAAGUACCAGGAGAUCCCCUUCUAUCACAUUUGGAGCGGCAGUCAGAGACCCCUCCACUGCACCUUCAGCCUGGAGAGAGGCAGCCUGGCUGUGUCACAGCUCACCUGUAAGAUCUGUGUCCGACAGGUGGAAGGGGAAGGACAGAUAUUUCAGCUACACACAGACAUCCAGGAGACUCUACCACCACACUCGCCCCUCCCCUCGGGAGGCACCUGCCUGCCUUCAUCUCAAGUUGGACCCUAUGCCUUUCGCUUGCCUGACUCCAUCCGCCAGAAGAUCUGUGCCAGUUUGGAUGCACCCAGCGCUCGCGGGUGUGACUGGAGACUGCUGGCACGCAGUCUAGGCUUUGAUAGGUACUUGAACUACUUUGCAACAAAGCCCAGCCCCACAGGUGUUCUACUGGACUUAUGGGAAGCUUGUCACCAAGGUGAUGCAGACCUGGUCUCUCUGGCGACCGCGCUGGAAGAGAUGGGCAAAAGUGAGGUGCUAGUUGUCAUGACAACAGAUGGGGAUUGUUGAUUGGUCAAGGAACAAGAGAGCGAGCAAGACAGAAAAAAAUAUGAAUACCUGCCUAUGAAUAUGCACACCCCGGCACAAAGCAUUCUGGUUCCUUCACACGUACUGUAUUACCUCUGCUUCAUCACCCUUUUCACUGGCCUCUGAUCAGCUGCUGUAGCUACAUAUCCACCAUAACUCAUUCCCAUGCGGGCCAUCCUAUGAUAACUGCUAACCUGGUUCAGCUUGAAGCCUCUGAAGCAAUUCUGCAUCUGAAAGAUGUGAAACCAAUUUGAAGGUACGAAGGCGUAAAAUAGGUGUAAAGUCAUCUGUCAUGUGGUGUUGACUAUCUCCUUCAAAGAUUGAAAAUGACUAUAUUCUUGUAUAUAAAUAAAAAUGCUUUGGGAUAAACAAAAAAAAAAGUAUUUAUCCCACUAAAGCACGCACAAUAACACAAACACAAAAACGCUAAUGUGAGGUUACACAUGUUCCAGUAGCAGCAUGAAAGUGCAUGAUUAAACACCAUCACACCUCAUGGCAGGGGCUUUUGUUUUCUCGCCGCAGCAUCAUUUCUCAAAAUCUCCAUUGUCAUUCUGCGUGUGCAGUGAAUGACAGGCAGCAGCGACCUGUCUGCAACCUCCUCAGGCUACAGACACACUCCAAAACGCAUGUGGACAAACCGGUCUUUAAUGGGCUCUGAAUCAGACAGGCUAGAAUUUCUUGUCUUACUGCUUUGACUGCAGACAAAUCAAAUGAGGACCCAUCUCUCAAGAUUUGAGGGCUUGAGCAUAUCGCUUUGGGCUGAAAAAUAAAAGCUGCCUCUUCUUUGUGGUAGGAGGGUGGAUUUUGAAGAUUGUCUCAGAAUUGGCAGAUAACUAGACCGAUUGACUCUUUAUAUUGUACCAACAAAUGCCUCAAAGCCUUGGUAUAUCAUUCCGACUCACAGGGGUGUUUCACUUUCAUCUCUCCUCGCAUUCCUCUAUCGCUCCGCCACAGUCCCCCGAUCUGUCGAGAAUAAACUACAGGAGAGCUUUCUCGUCAUCCCUUAAAAGUUUCCUUUGGGGAACGCUCUUUAAGUUAUUAUCCAUAUUUGUGGAUUGUUUGUUGUUGUUUUUUUGUUUUUUUUCUUUCAUUGUCAUUGUUGUUAUGAUCAUAUAGAACCUGUUUUAUCAUUUAUGCUUGUGAAGGCUUCUGAGCUGCUGUGUACUAUUUUUGAUUCUAGUAGAGCAGGCCAAUUGGGAGAGUUAGGCGCACAGUGGAUGUCUCAGUUGUGAAUAACAGAACCAUGCUUAUUUGUUCUUUUUAAUAUUGUGUAUCUAUUCAAAGUGUAAAAUAUAAUCUGUAAAACAUGAUUAGAGGUGGUCAGAUGUCCAGGUGAAUAUACUGUACGCUGUAUUUCGUAGGCAUUUUGCUUUGCUGUAACUGAGGGCGGUUUCUACUUGUUCAGAGACGAAUAUUGCAGAAUAGAUUAGCCUUCUUGAAUAGGCAGCAAGGGACCAUAACAUUUACCUCAACACUAACUGCAUUAUGUUUCAGUCUAUUCUCCCCACCACUUAUCUAUCUGUCCAUCUGUCCAUCCAUCGCCCCGUAACUCAUUACGUCUCCCCUCUCUCAAUUUGACAUUAACAUAUUGUUAACCUUUUUACUAAGCCGCCUGCUUUGUGGUCAGGGUCCUCAAGCUAUUUGCAUCAUCAAUACUGUUCUGUCAGUUAUUGUUAGACGGGAAUUGAAAUGCUGAAAUCAAACAUUGUCAUUACUUUAGUCUUAUUUUCUCCCUCAAAGCAAAAAAAAGUGUUCAUAUCUUUAAAACCACUAAACCAAAACACAGGCAGUAUCCCUCCUCCUCAGCAGUGAGUCAUGUCACUGUUUUGUGUGAAUGAACUGAAAUUUAAGUGUGUGUGUGUGUGUGUGUGUGUGUGUAUGUGUGUGUGUGAGUGGGUAUGUUUGGGCAGGCGGGUGUGCACAUACAGUCUGUGGUGCGCACGCUUAAGAUCUGUCAUUUCUCUUUGUAAGUGCUAUGCAAGUACAAAAGAAAAGAAAAGCAUUUUGACUUCUUUUGUUUUCUGGAAGAGUAAUUCUAUUUUUUCAGAUCUGGGCAUUGACAGGGUUUUGAUUUUGUAUCCUAAAAGUGGUUUAAGAGUAGUUAAACAUUUUUUUUUUGUGAUGGUAGUAUUUGUGGGAAUUCUCCACCUGGAUCGGAAGAAAUGGAUCACUGACCGAGGAAGCUACUACUGAAAAAGCACAUGUGGGAAAACAAAACAAAAAUGUGGUGCAUUGGUUAUAAUACAAGUUGUGACUAGCAUCAUGAACUCGUGCCCUGCAGGUCUUUGCCCAUGAGGAAAUAUCUGAACAUGACCGGUUCAGUACUUUGGAUCCCUGAACACUGCAGGACUAUUCUCUUUCCUCAAAUCUUGUUACAGACUGGCUAGCUGUAGACUACAGUGUUCAUUCGUCCAGAUUUCUUGAGUAUCUUUUGGAUCUUUGGCCAUAGCUCGGGAUAAUUCAUGCUGGAGCUGGACUGGAUUCUACCUUGCUCCAAUCAAAGAGAAAAAUUAAGCCUUUGUUCAAGAAGUCAGACAUUUUUACAAAAAAAACAAAAUGGAUUCAGUGACAUUAUUUUAUCUCUGUAAAGUACCAAUUGUAAAUAAACGUCUAGCCUUCUUACCUGUAACUAAAUAUAAU
Molecule: messenger RNA, 6291 nt
Organism: Thunnus maccoyii (southern bluefin tuna)
Lineage: Eukaryota; Metazoa; Chordata; Actinopteri; Scombriformes; Scombridae
Gene: unc5b
Product: unc-5 netrin receptor B
Exons: 17
Coding region: 793-3633 (946 amino acids)
Biological process (GO): netrin-activated signaling pathway; anterior/posterior axon guidance
Cellular component (GO): membrane
Molecular function (GO): protein binding; netrin receptor activity
Source: RefSeq, a predicted model, not a curated record